Molecule: messenger RNA, 1920 nt
Organism: Phyllotreta striolata
Lineage: Eukaryota; Metazoa; Arthropoda; Insecta; Coleoptera; Chrysomelidae
Source: the annotation of a GenBank genome assembly
AUGCCUUCUCCCAUAAGCUUCGGAAUACUUACUGUCAGCGACAGCUCUUAUGCUGUUAACAGCAAGGAUUUGUCAGGUCCUAAACUGAAAGAAGAAAUAUUUAAGGAGUUUCCUUCGGCCGAAAUAACCAGAAUAAAAAUCGUACCGGACGAUUUGCAUAAAAUUAAGGCGACUCUUACAGAAUGGUGCGACAUGAAAAUCAAUAUAAUAUUCACAACAGGCGGCACCGGAUUCUCCAGCAGAGACGUCACGCCCGAAGCUACGCUAGCAGUGGUGCAAAAACAAGCACCUGGUUUAACCAUCGCCAUGAUCACCAAUAGCCUGAAGAUCACGCCGAUGGCGAUGCUCUCCAGGCCCGGGUGCGGCAUUAGAGACACCACGUUAAUAAUAAACCUGCCGGGAAGCCCCAAAGCGGUUUCGGAAUGCUUCGGCGUCAUCAAGGAAGCCCUGCCUCACGCAGUGGAGCUCCUAACCGAUCAGAAGGACUCGGUGAUUUCUACUCACGGUGCUGUCCAAAGCCACUCGAGAGCGUCUGUUGUCCCAACCACCAGCCCCAGUAAGGUGCAAUUGAAAGCUGCAUUAAGAGAUCGAGAAUCCCGCUACCCUAUGAUGGAUAUUCAAGUCGCUUCUGAGAUUAUUAACAAUAUUUGUAAAAACGACAAGAUAACCACAGAAAUGGUGCCGUUUGAGAGUUCGCUCAAUCGAGUUUUAGCAGAGGAUAUUCAUGCUAGCGAACCAAUUCCGUCGUUUGCAGCUUCGAUUAAAGACGGUUACGCUGUUAAAUCGAGCGACGGCGCGGGAAUACGUGUUGUAAAGAAAGUCGCAGCUGCAGGAGAUGGCCCGAUUGAUGAGGUUCUGCAGCCAGGCGAAGCGAUAAGAAUAUCAACGGGAGCUCCAAUUCCUGCGGGAGCUGACGCGGUGGUCCAAGUGGAAGAUACCGCAGUAGUUGAAUGUUCGAUUGAUGGUGCCGAAGAAAUUAAAGUGGAUAUCAAAAGAGCUCCAAAACCCAAUGAUGACAUAAGAGCAAUUGGAAGGGACGUGGCUACGAAUUCUUUGGUUUUAAAUAAAGGCAAAUGUAUCAAACCCUUCCAUUUAGGAGUUUUAGCCAUGUUAGGAAAAACUAAUGUUGAAGUUUAUAAACGCCCUUCUGUAGGAAUAAUAUCAACUGGCAAUGAACUAUGCGAACCCGGAGAACAACUAGCCCCUGGAAAAAUCAGAGAUUCAAAUAGAUAUACCUUGAUUAAUUUGCUGAAAAAUUAUCAUUAUGAAUCAAACGAUUGCGGCAUAGUUAAAGACAAGUACCUAAGUAAAUCUGACGUAUUUGAUCCUUUCUUUAAUGCAGUAAUUUUUAGUCCUGACGCUGUAAAGCAAGCUCUAGAAAAGAGUUUUACUCGUAACGAUGUUAUUAUAACGAGUGGUGGAGUCUCAAUGGGCGAAUUCGACGUGUUGAAACGGGUCCUCGUUGAGGAUUUUGAAGCUACUAUACAUUUUGCUAGGCUGAACAUGAAACCCGGGAAACCCACAACCUUUGCGACACUUAUGUAUAAUGGAGAGAGGAAAAUGGUGUUUGGUUUACCGGGUAAUCCAGCCUCCUGUGGAGUAACUUGUCUAUUAUUCGUUAUUCCUGCUCUACGCCUAAUGGAACAAUCUAUCGAUAAUAGUUUCCCUUUUAUUGAAAUACCAGCAAGUAAAUUAAAAGACGGACCUUAUAUUAAUAAUGAUAAUCGUCCAGAGUUCCGGCGGGUUAAAGUAAACUGCGAUUUGUCUGUAACUACCACUGGAGAUCAAAUAAGCAGCAGAUUAAAUAGUUUAGUAGGAGCAAACGGAUUGCUUCUUCUUGACCCAGGAGCAGGGGCUAAAACAUCAGACGAGUUCAUAACAAUAUUAUUUGAUGAUUUGAAUGUUGAAUUGAUGGAAUGA